GCCAUUUGGAGCCAUAAAGGUGUUGCUGCCUUCACUUUGUCAAGUAGUGCCCCCUGACUGGGGUUGAGUAAAGAGGGGAGAGUGGGAACGAAUGUGUCUGCUGAAAACCAGCUCCCGUGUUGUUAUGAAUCUGACCUGCAGCUAAAUAGGCAGAAAUCUUAUGGAGAAAGAUCGGGUUCAUUAUACAUUAUUUCUUUUCUGGUUCUUGGCCAGCAGGGGCUCCUUCAGUAGUUUGAUGUCUCCCAGAGUUUGAAAACAGACACCCCGCCUACCAUAUUCCCACCCCGGAGUCUGUACCCGGGACCAUUCCUUCCCCUUAUUCACACGGCGAACCAGGGCGAACCGCAGCCCUUUCAUGCUGCCGUUUGACCUCGCAUCAUUUCGUUCCUUCUUGUUUUUGUUUGCUCUCUCUCUCUCUCCCUCUCUCGGGGACCUCCUGCUGACUUGAGAGGGCAGCAGAAGCCUUUCUCCUCCGUGCUCCGUACCUUGCGAGGGAAUCUCUGCUGAACAGCUCGAACGCUUUGUAUCAAGAAUUAUCGGGUCCGCCAAUAUCCGCCUACCCUCCAACAUCUGCAAUUAAAAGAUCUCCUUUCGGGUUAUUUUUUUCUUUCAACCAUGGUAAAAAUGUGCUGAGAGGGAACAUGUUUGGAUUAAAAUCCUCAACCUACUUCUUCACAGGAAUGAGCCAUGAGCCAAAGUCAUCUGCCCUGAGUAUGAUCUCAGCAACACAGAGGACCACAGCAACUGUUAAUCCCUUAACUCCUUCCUCACUGAAUGGACCAGUUGUCACAAAUGGGAGUCAGACAGCUCAUGGGACACCAAACACCCGAGGAGAUCAAACAGCUAGCUUUGCUGCAGCCCUUCGAAAACUGGCCAGACAAGCAGAGGAACCAAGAGGUAUAGUUAGCAGCUCUUCACAUUGUAGUGAACAUUCUCCUAUAUCGUCACCAGUUGCUAAUCACAGUUCUCCUGCUGGGACACCCAAACGGACUCCAGGAACAAUAAUAGUUCCACCUGGAUCCCAAAGAGUGGCAAAUACUCCACCUGUGGUUACUAUUGCUCCAACGCAAACUAUCAAUGGGCUUUGGCGAGGUGAUGUUCGACAGCCCUCAGAGAGCACCCUGAGAUCCAGAAGUUGUGAUCACCCACUUUCUACAGAGUCUUUAUUAAAAAAAGAUAAGCCACCAGUGCCCACACAUGCUGGUCCCUCACAUCCAGCUUUCUAUCUAUCCAGUCACCCCAUCCAAGAGUCACCCUAUUCAACCAUCAAUUUUCAGAGACCUGUUCCACACCUGGUAACUUCCAGCAACACAUCAGAUGACUUCCUCACAAGUUUUCGUCCGUAUCAUGGACGAGAUGAAAUCCGGACAUUGUCUUCUCUGUCUUCAAUGGGAUUGAGUUCUCCAACAGCUGCUACAGCUGCAGCUUUCUACCAUCCUGCCUUCCUAUCUCAUCUACCUUAUCAGCAUCCACCGUACAGAAUCGAUGACCCUUAUUUCCUAUCACUUCGUGCACCAUUUUUCCACAUUCCACAGCCUGGUACCAUUCCAUCCAUCCAGGCUACCAACAUGCAACUCUCCCUCUCUGGUAUGAGAACCCCAUCAGGUGCAGUGCAACCAUCACUCUCAGGCAUUCCCUCAGAUCAUUUGUCGGUUCAUACAGCAAGAAGGUUACAAGUAGAUGAUGAAGUGAGAGAGCGAGAAAAGGAACAUGAGCAAGAGAAAAAGGAUUGGAAACGAGGGGUUCCUCGAGAAAGGGAACCUGAAAUAUUAACAGAAAAGAGCAGGAAAAGAGAAAAACAGCAAGAAGUGGAAUGGGAGAAAGAGAUUAAACGAAGGAAAGAAAUGAAACAGGAAAAAGAUCUCAAAAUUGAACACAUAGCAGAAAAGAAUGCAAUUCUGAUCAAUGAUGCAGCAAAAAGACAUAUGGAGGAAUGGAAGGAUUUCAUCUCUGCAAUGGAACAGCUAGAGAAAGUUAAACAGCCUUCUCCAGGAAAUGGAAAAGUUCGAACACUUCCUCUGGAACCUAUAGCCCUACCUGGUUCCUCUUCCCUACUUAAUGUACCCUCAAGUGGUUCCUUGCAUCACCACCAUCACCAGCAGGCAAUGGAUGAACAACCAGGACAUGGUGUUGGCUUUCAUCAGCAUCACUUUCAGCAGCUUCAUAGGGAACAAACACAUCUGUUUUCAGAACAAGAACAAGACAGGAGUAGAGGUCUUCUUAUAGAUGAAAAUCAGCACCAGCCACUACACAUAGGAGCUCCCCCACCUCUCAUCUCACCACAAUGCCCUUUGAAAGAGACUUCCCCACUGUUGAGGCCUUUUAUUUCUGCCCGUGCACUUCAACCAGCUCAAGCACUUAACUACAGCACUAAUUGCUCUAAAGUUAACCAUGAUUCAUCGAAGGAUUCAGAAAGACUUCAGAAUAGUACUAUGAGGAAUGAUGCUUCGAAUAAGACUGCUGGAGAGCACUUUAACCUAGAACUUCCUAAAUCUUGCACUGCUAAAGAUAUGAAUGAAAGCAAGAAAUCUGGAAUGUCAAGUUUAAGAACUGGUACGGUGCCACACCUGAAGGGCCAGAGUUCUAGUCAUCAGUCCAUAAAAGAUUUGCAACACCACAUUUCAACUAGGCAUCUUGAAGAACUGCAAGAAGAAUGCUUGGAUUUGUCCACCACCUCUGGAGCAACUGACCUGAGUCUGAAGAACAAAAAGAGUUCUCCAGUGCCCAAUAGGCAUACACUUUAUAGCAAUGAUGCCACUAGCAGCCUGUACAAUGAAGAGUUUCCACCCCAGCAGCCUGUUGUCAGCAAGUUAGAUUUGGCAGAAAAGAAAUUGAAAGAAGCCAGGAUGAAUGGAGAGCUUUUUGGCUGUAGUUCUUCAGAUGAAGUAUUCUGCAAAGGAGAAAUAAGAAAUAGGAUACACAGACUGGCCGAGCGGCCUCCUCUGAAGCUAGAUGAUGCUCCCAGGAAAAUGCUGUUUCUCGGGGCUGUGGGCCUGACCACUCAGAGCAAAAAAGUUAAAGUCAUACAGGAGAAGAUGAGGAAGCGGCGCAGAAUGCUGAGAGAACGCAGCCCUUCCCCACUUUGUUUAGAGCAGAAACAACGCUCUCUUCCUUCUCAAGUGCAUUUGAUCAGCCAUUCUCCAGAUGAACUGAACAAGGCAUCUGAUUUUGAGGAAAAGAAACAAUUUCUUGCACUCUUCAACUUAAAGCACUUGAGUACUGAACAGAGGAGAGAUAUUGAAGAGACAUUGUUUAAGCUUUUAUGUAAAAGUAAGAAGAAAUACUAUUCUGAAACACAUUCACAACCUUCAGCUCAUUCUGACCAGGACCCUACACCAUGUUCAGAUUCUCCUGGACAUCCAGAUGUAGCUGACGUCAGCCAUCUCUCAGUGAUUCCACCUGACAGCCGUCCAACUGCUUGCUCUCAGGAGGAGCUGCCAGCCCAGCCUCAGGCAGAGCAGUGCAGGCCAUUGCUCACACCAGAAGCAUCAGAGAUUGUGUCAAAGGAUCACACAAGCAACGUAAAUGGGGACAAAUCUGACAAGCUGGGAGCAGCAGAUUCUGGCAGCACCUCAAGUGAUGAGGCCAAACCAUCUGGGACAGUAACUGACAGGAAUGGAAAAUUCAAGCUUCUGGAUACAUUUUGGCAGGAGUUCCAGGAGUCUAUAUUGCAGAGCACUAAACACCAGGCUUCAUAUCGCCCCAAAGUGGUUGAUCAGCAGAGUGACAGGAAUUGUAGCUCACUGGUUCAGAGUUCAUCACUGUGUGGCAAACUAAAACAGCAAGCAUUUCAGAUGUUGCAUCAGAGCAGACAAGUUGGUCCUCAGCCCAAUGGACCGGACAGUGAGGAAGAAAUAGAUCAGCAGCCAAAAUGGCAAGGUGUAACAGAUGUUCUUGAAGCCUACCAAGAAUACCUUGAAGAGAAAAAUCUGGAGCAGCAAAUUCUUCAGGAGCAGCUGAAUCGUCUCAAGGAAAGAAAUCACGAAUUGAGUUUGACAGCAGAGCACCUCAGUGCACACAUGUUGGAGUUACAGUUAAGUAAACAGAGAUAUGAAGUGGACCGUCAGCAUCAGCAGGCUGCCCUCUGCCGCCUACGCAAGUGCCUUGAUCUGACACAUUGCCUGCCCACUUCAUCAUACAGGUGAACUGAGGAGUUUGACGCCACUUGAGCACAGGUGAAAUCUCAGUGGGGAAAUGUGUGCUCUGGGUUUAUGUUGUUCAUUUCAAGGAGAUUGAUAACCUUCCAUUUAUACCAUUAUCAUUUGUUUCAAGAACUAUCAGGAUACAGCAUGGAAGUUUUCAAGUUAUUUUCAAAAGGAAACUCUUCAGGAAACUCCCGUUGCCAAACAGCUCAGCUUGCACGCUUAGUCUUCUCAACCAAGCUUGAUCCAAAGCUACUGUAGUUUUAGCACUGAUCCACUGAGGACUUAAAAUGCAAAGCUGGAUGUAGACACCUUGAGGCUUCUCGGGUUAUAUUAAAUAAUGCAGUGAAGGCCACACUAAAGAAAUGAAUAAAUAGUUUUGGUGCCUUUAUGUAUUAAAUGGAAAUAAUAUGUUUUGUUUUGCUUAAAUUUGUAGUCUCGCAGCAAAAAAUAUGUUUUUGUAAGUUUGAAUCAGAAGGGCAAUUAGUCCAAAGCUCAAUUGUGUAAAAUAAAUUGAACUUGCAAGCUUUUAAACAAAUUAUUAUUAACUACUCAUUUAUUUUUUGUGGCCUCAGUAGGUUUUAAGGGUAGAAGUGACAGUCAUAAACAUUUAACAGUUACAAAUUCCUCCCUUUGCUUCAUUAACAGAAGUGUUAACCUAUUUCAGGUUAUUGUCUUUGUUAAAAUAAUGUGGUGAUGAAUUUGAAAUGAAUGCUUUCAGCACUUUUACCCACUGCUUUCUUUAAUGUAGUUUUCUGUUAAUGCCACACUUUGCCUAACAUGUGGAGCUUUGUACUUUUGAUGUUUAUAUAUAUUCACAGUGAACCCUCUUUUGGUUUGUAUAUUUAUAGUAUUAUUCAGUGAUUAUAAAGUUAAAUGUAUAUUUUGAUGUUUUGCAGCAGGUUUGCUUUUAAUCCAGUUGUUGGUAAUAAAAAGGUACAGAUUUACAAUGAAAUAAAUAGAUAAAUGCAGAGCUAGGGACCGAAUUUUGUAAAAGAAUAGAUCUGUUAUUUUUAUUUUGUGGCACAAAUAAUGUAAAUGUUAAGGAAAAACUACCUUUUACUACACAGCACCACUUUUAAUAUUUAGAAAUUACUUGAAGUACUCUUUCUAUAUUUUUGUUGUAUUGAAGUUAAUUAAAGCAGAAAUCUUGCGUAACAGAUUAAUGAAACUGGCCUCACUCUGAAUAGGGAUCAUAAAAUGCCUUUAUUUCCAAGCAUCAUGAUAUUUUUAACAUGAUAUAGCAUGUGAAUUUUUCUCAGUUUCCAAUAAAGGCAAAAAUUCAAGUGAAUCUAGUUAGUUAAAGAUUGCCUGAAAUAAAUUUUAAUUGCAGGAGGUAUUGUAAUCAUUAAGGAAAUUGUUAUAUACAAUCUGAUGCACUUCUGUGCAAUGAAGUUUUUGUUUCUAAAUACUAGCCUUGUGCUACUAAAACUUUGCUUCCAUUAAACAUUUUGUAGCAGUUACUAAAAAGAUAGCUUUAGAUAGCUUUAGACUAUUUUCAGGAGUAGUUCCUCAAUUAAAUUAUUAGUAGAAAAUUUUGAAAUUGUGACUGUUUACCUUAAGUCCUCCAAAGUAAGUUGGAUUUCAUUCAUUCAUUAUGUUUUAAACAUUGGCCAAGUGAACAAACUAAAUCACAUACUUAAAUAAGAUUGGUCUAGUUGUUUGUUAACAAAGCCCAGACUUUACUACAAGCAACAGUUUUCAAAAUGUAGCAGGUAUUUAUUAUUUUAAGUCAUGAUUUUUAAAUAUUUAUUCAUUUUGUCUGCUGUGACUAAAAUAAGCAU
Messenger RNA from Pristis pectinata (smalltooth sawfish), 5926 nucleotides. Its product is annotated as genetic suppressor element 1-like. The record is from RefSeq and is a predicted model, not a curated record. NCBI's taxonomy places the organism in Eukaryota, Metazoa, Chordata, Chondrichthyes, Rhinopristiformes, Pristidae. The transcript is spliced from 16 exons. The coding region runs from base 642 to 4145 and encodes 1167 amino acids.